Messenger RNA from Gadus morhua (Atlantic cod), 5355 nucleotides. RefSeq names its product gamma-aminobutyric acid type A receptor subunit gamma3 (gene gabrg3). The record is from RefSeq and is a predicted model, not a curated record. Gene Ontology annotation, molecular function: GABA-A receptor activity; extracellular ligand-gated monoatomic ion channel activity. Gene Ontology annotation, cellular component: membrane. The coding region runs from base 32 to 1264 and encodes 410 amino acids. Gene Ontology annotation, biological process: chloride transport; gamma-aminobutyric acid signaling pathway; monoatomic ion transmembrane transport. The transcript is spliced from 8 exons. NCBI's taxonomy places the organism in Eukaryota, Metazoa, Chordata, Actinopteri, Gadiformes, Gadidae.
CGUAUACGACGAGGACGUAACCGUUAACCAAAUGUUGGCGCCAAAAACACAUGAAACGGACGCCACGGAAAUACUCAACAAUUUACUAAAGGAAUAUGAUAAGAAGUUACGGCCAGACAUCGGAGUAAAGCCGACCGUCAUCGGUGUGGACAUCUUUGUGAACAGCAUUGGCCCUGUGUCCUCCAUCGACAUGGAGUACCAGAUAGACAUCAUCUUCGCCCAGACGUGGACAGACAGCAGGCUGAGCUACAACAGCACUAUGAAGAUCCUGACGCUGAACAGCAACAUGGUUGGCCUCAUCUGGCUGCCAGACACCAUUUUCAGGAACUCGAAGAACGCCGAAGCACACUGGAUCACCAUGCCCAACCAGCUGCUCCGGAUAUGGAACGAUGGCAAGAUCCUCUACACCCUGAGGCUGACCAUCAACGCAGAGUGUCAGCUGCAGCUGCACAACUUCCCAAUGGACCACCACUCGUGCCCCCUCAUCUUCUCCAGCUAUGGAUACCCACGGGACGAAUUGAUCUAUAAGUGGAGGAGGAACUCUGUGGAGGCGUCGGACCAGAAGUCCUGGAGGCUCUACCAGUUCGACUUCCGGGGCCUGAGAAACACCUCGGACAUCCUGAAGACGUCCACAGGGGACUAUGUGGUGAUGACGGUGUACUUCGACCUGAGCAGGAGGAUGGGCUAUUUCACCAUCCAGACGUACAUCCCCUGCAUCCUCACCGUCGUGCUCUCCUGGGUCUCCUUCUGGAUCAAGAAGGACGCUACACCAGCCAGGACGGCGCUAGGCAUCACCACAGUGCUGACCAUGACCACGCUCAGCUCUGUGGCGCGCACAUCCCUCCCACGCGUCUCCUACGUCACCGCCAUGGACCUCUUCGUCACCGUCUGCUUCCUGUUCGUCUUCGCGGCGCUCAUGGAGUACGCCACGCUCAACUACUACUCGGCCAGCGCACGCAGACCUGUGCUCAGCAAGCCCCGCAGACCGUAUUCAGGGUUGGACAUACGGCCGCCGCACACCGUCAUCGCCCUCAACAACGCCAUGUACUGGCGGGAGUUUGAGGACGCGUGCGUCUACGAGUGUCUGGACGGCAAAGACUGCCAGAGCUUCUUCUGCUGCUACGAGGAGUGCAAAGACGGGGGCUGGCGAAAAGGACGCAUCCACCUCGACCUGCUGGACCUGGACGCGUACGCUCGCGUCUUCUUUCCCACCUCCUUUCUGCUCUUCAAUGUGGUGUAUUGGGUGGGAUACCUCUACCUUUAGCCCGCCAACGGGAGAGCACGAACCCCACCGGAGGAACAGAGACCUCGCAGAGAUGGAGGGGAGGUGAACGAGAGCCCUGAUGUUCUCUGGAUUCUUGAAAGCAUCAAACUGUUGAAGAUGAACAGAGCUACGGAGACCUCUCUGACUUCAGGAAUAAGAACGACACUCUGAAGAACUCCGUUUGUAUACCAAAACACUCACAGGCCGGCGGACUAUUGCAGAGAUGCAGAGGAGCGAGAGGGAGGGGAGGGAGACAGAGAGAUGAUGAGGAGGACUUGAGCUGCGUUGUGUACCACAGGUCAGACCCAGUGGAGGAGCACCCAAGGGUGGGGUAGGAGUGUCCACAGUGCCUUCCUCCGAAGGGGUAGCAACUAUCAGCUACACUCAUCAGGGAAAUAAUGACCACAAUGCGCUUGCGGUCGUAGUCUUGGUGAACGAGGCAAAAGUUAAUGGAAGCAACACUGCGAGAGAUUCCCCCGGGACUAUGGCCCGUAGGCGGUGACUCAAUCCUCUUGUCACUUUAUGUAUUAAGCACCUAUAGUUGACUCUUAAAAAUCGGUACUCCAUUUUCUUUUUUUGUCCACCCCACUUUGUUUUUUAUGGGUUUUGAUUGAGUCUCACAGUUCUCAUGCUUUCGGCUGUACAGCAAUGGCCAGUAAUCAAGAACCGUGGGACUCAAUCAAAACACUAUGUAAUCAAAACAAAGUGGGGCGAGCAACAUUGCUGAUUGCCUCGUUUUUGAGAUUCAAAGCUGCAAUCACCUUGAUUAACAAUUGAUAGAACCAUUGGUAACACUUUAUACAAGUCAAGGAGUCUCGAUUUAUCUUUACAAUUGGUAAUAGAUCAUUGUACGUUAUUUACAAAAACCCUUAAUAUAGCACUAGCAUCAACUUCUGAAGAGUUACCCUCAUCAUUAUCAAAAGAAUAUGCUGGAUGACUUGAUAUCGGUGUUUUGGAAUAAAUCGAACACCACUGGGGAGGUCAAUUAAUGCACUGAGCUAGCUUUUUUUUUUUUCUUUUUUUUUUAAACACAACAAAUGACAAUAAUUGAAAAAAAAAAAACAUUAUGUACAAUAUACUGACAUCCACAGGCCUUUACCUUUAAUUAUGUAUCUCAGUGUUCAUCCCUACUACAAAACACAACAUAGAGUUAGCUUAGUUCAUUUCCAAAUGGUUUGAUCUUAGUCACAUCUGUGCUAAGAUCAAUGCUAGCACCAUGGAAUUGCCUUAGAGUAUUACAUCCAGAGCUGAGAUGAGCAAAGGGAAAAGUCAUAUCCAUCCAUUUAUAUAUAUAUAUAUAUAUAUAUAUAUAUAUAUAUGAAAAAACAUUCAUAGUAGUUGAUCCAUACAUGGUCCGAGUUAAAGCAUUUGAGCUUGUUUGAUAUAAUUGCGACUUAUGUGCCAAAUAGUUCACGUAUGUGCCAAGUUAUUCUUGUUUUCUUAAAUGAUACCGUUAAUGAAAUCAUUUCAGAGACUUUUGAUCAAGCACACGUAGUAACACUGGGAAUUGGUUGUGGAAGGGUUAAGGUGACGAUUAAGUAUUGACAUUUUAUUCAUAAUAAAAUACCCAUGUCAAGCCCAUUUCAAUACAGUUGCAUUAGCAACUGUUAUCACUGUUAGUCACUCGGACGAUUAGGUUUGUGAGCUUUGGUUCUCAAUUGCUUCAGUAUUCAACAAACGUUCACGUAUGACUUCUAGGCCUUACUGUUUUGAUAUACUUGUGUGGAUGUUGGUGGUUUAUAAUUGCUGGUGGGGUAUACUGUUGUGUUGUUGCUGCUGCUGCUGUUUAUUCUGGUUCCCUGCAGCAGAGGCGGUUCUCAGGGGCAGCAAUAAUAAGGUCCUUGGAGUGGUGCUACACUGUACAAUAUGGCCCUCUUUUAAAUCAUCUUUGGAAUAAAGCACUCCACAUCAAGUGCUGUGAGUGUUGGGUGUACCACACUCUGGCUCAAAUUCACCCGAAACGUUUUAUAGAUAGAUAGGACUUUAUACUCUGGGGUAUUCAUAAGAAAAUAUUAAAAUGUGUAUCGUAUUAGUUUGUUUGUUUUAAGUCUGUGACAGACAGUGCUUUCAUUUUGAUCGCCACAUGUAAAAAAACAAACAGGAUUUAUUGAUAGAUUAGGAGAAGAAAUGGAAGAUUUGAAAUCCAUCCUGUAAUGCAUUUUGGGAUUUGAUGUGUAAAACAUUUCUGAAAGCGAUGCAGAGACGUAGGGGCCCGAAGUGAAGUGCUAAAUGUUACAGCCCCAAACCUGAUGUGUGGUUACUACAGUCAUGUAAUGUUUGGGUGUUUGGUUAUGCUUCACAUAUGAUGUUAGACAGUAUGUGGAACAGCACAACAUAGGUGAUGGGGUUUACAUGCAACAUUCAUCCAUAUCCGACUUUUCACACAUUCAUGAGCAAUUCAUAUUUAUAAUGGAUUAUACAUUCAUGCGACAUGUAGCAGGUUUAAAAAAUUAAUAAACGGCAGACAAAUUCAUAUCCAGUUGAAUGCACAUUUAAAUUGCUACACAUUUUUGCCAACAAAAUAUUAUUCAUACCAGAAUACAUUAUACAUUACUAUAAUUUAAGGAAAACCAUUUUUCCAAAGGUUAUUUUUCCAGUCUCCUGUGAUUGCCAUAACUUUCAGUACAACCGACAGAAAACGACAUGCGGACCACCAAGGAAGCUGGAACUAACUAUCACCUUGGUAUUAUUUAACAUGUAUAUCUAGCACUUAACAUUAAAAUAUAUUCUUUGUAUUAGCUACCUUUAAAUACAAGUUUAAUAAAUACAAAUUCCAACUAUGUUUUGUUGGUUUGAAAAAGACACAAAAAAUAAAAAGUGUUAUUUUUUUAAAGACACAUUUAUGGCCCUCAAAUAGUUUAAUUAAACAAUAAAUGGAAUGAGAAUUAAUGAUUGUUUCCCGGGAUAGUAUUACAGGGGACACGUGAGAAAUGUAUUAUUUUGAUGCUGUAAUAAGUUCAAUGACACAGCCAGGCCAGCCAAUGUCCAACCUAAUUACACCAAAACAUAACUCAUCUUGGUAGAGGUGCAAAGCAUCAAUCCCAUCCCAAUUACCGUUACUGUGAAGAAUAAAAAACCAAAGACUAACUGUUUCCUUAGAAUUAACAGAUAUAAAAUACAUAUUUCAUCAAGAAACUUUACAUUCUAACUGCCGUACGAUUUGGCUGACGAACUUCGAAUCAAACUGUAAAAUUAGAACCAUUCCAUGAAUGUCUCUCUGUUGUACAAAGUUCACAUUUAGUGAACGUUCACAUUUGUCUCAUAAAUAUCACGGAGCAUCUGCCAUUUUCCCAGACAUUUAUUAUUCAGUGUUUUAUUUAAACAACUCCACAUGCGGAGGAGUCAUAUUAAACAUACUUAAAUCCAUCUUUGGAUAUCCACGAUGGACUUAAGUGUUCAAAUUACAAUUUAAAUGACAUUAAAAGUCAUAGAUAAAUUGAGAUAAUACAGUACGCUGUAGUUCAUGCUUAAAACUGCUAUCAAUAUUUCAUAGACACAGACUCAAUGUUUUUAGUAUUUCAGGAGGUACUGUCCAGUGUAUUGAUGCUGUGAUGCCAUUUAAAAUCACGUUGGUUGAACUAAUGUAAUGCUUUCAUCUACAAUCUAAAAACAUGCAGUAAUUCCAUGUGAAAGUACUGAACAGUUAGAAGGCAUAAUAUAUGAAUUUAUUUUCUCUUCAUGAUGUAUAUCAUUGCGUUCUAUAUCUCAAUACUUCAGAAGCAGUUUGUUAAAAUUAUUAGAAGAGAAGGGAAAGGUAUUUUAGUAGUAGGAAUUGGUUUUAUCUAUCCUGGACAAAGACUGUAUAUUUCUUGUUUAGCUGUAUUUGUAUGAUUGUCUUUUGACAUAAUAAAUGCCAAGAAAGAUGACCAUUGUAUCAACCGGCACAUCGUGUUCAUAACUGAUUACAAGUGGUAAUAAAACUGUUAAAAAAACGCUUAUAAACCGAUCAUUAUCAAGCAUUCCAACAUGCCAAACCCUACACUGCUAAAAAUACUAGGUAACCAAAUACGCAAACCCCCCAUUUUAAUAAGGACCUUAUCAAGUGCCCAAGGUUACAUUCUCAGGGCCCAACUUAACGCAAGGUAAGUGUG